Molecule: messenger RNA, 4521 nt
Organism: Miscanthus lutarioriparius
Lineage: Eukaryota; Viridiplantae; Streptophyta; Magnoliopsida; Poales; Poaceae
Source: the annotation of a GenBank genome assembly
AUGGCGAUGUCGCCAUUCAAUCCAAUGCGCAAGUACUCAUGGUGGUGGGAUAGUCACAUAUCCCCCAAGAACUCCAAAUGGCUCCAGGAGAAUCUCACAGAUAUGGAUAGCAAAAUCAAAGUGAUGAUCAAGAUUAUCGACGAGGAUGCUGACUCAUUUGCCAGAAGAGCAGAAAUGUAUUACAAAAGGCGCCCAGAGCUGAUGUCUUUGCUUGAGGAGUUGUACCGUGCUUAUCGAGCUUUAGCUGAAAGAUAUGAUCAUGCAGCUGGAGAACUCCGACAGGCCCAUAAAAAAAUGGCAGAAGCAUUUCCCGAUGAGUUUCAGUUGGACUUUGAUGAUGACCUGCCUACAGAAACUGCAUCUACUGAAACUGAAACAGACAAUCGAGAUAUGACUCCAUUUUUCCUUUCAUUCAUCAAGGCUGGUGAUUCGAAAAAACGUGCUAAAGAUGAGCAGGACCAUGAGAAGCUGCAGAAAGAGAUAUCAAGUUUGUCACAGGAAAAUCAAGAACUCAAGAAGAAAAUUUCAUCAGUGUUAGAAAAGAGCAAUAUGGCUGAAUCUGAAGUUCUUUCUCUCAAGGAGGUCCUUGCAGAACAAGAAGCAGAGAAGGAAGCCGUAUUUUCACAAUGCCAGCAAUCCAGUGAUCGAUUACAGAGCCUCAAGUCUGAAAUAUUGCAUACCCAGGAGGAGUUCAAUAGACUGAAAGAGGAGAUGCAAAAUGGACUACAGAAUUUGAGCACUGCAGAGGAGCGGUGCCUUCUGCUUGAGAGGGCUAACCAGAAUUUGCUUCUGGAGCUAGAUAAGCUGAAGCUUGCCUCAAAAGAGAAGCAUGACGAGCUAAAUGAGAAGCACAUUGAGUUGGAGAAGCUUAGUAUCUCUAUACAAGAAGAGCAACUCAAGAGCAUGCAAGCAGAAAUGGCCCGGCUAUCUGUGGAGAAGCAAUUGACACAAGCACAAGAAAAGCUAAGACUUGUGUCUCUUGAAAAGCACGGGGAAGCAAAUGAGAUAAUUUCUUUGAAGAAUGCACAGCGGCGUCUUGAAGAGGAGGUGUCUCGGCAUGUGGAGGAGAAAAAGGUGCUUCAGCAUGAGCUUUCACACCUCAAAGAUAACAAGGGUGACUUGGACAGGAAGCACUUUUCGAUCAAGGAGCAAAUACAAGAGGUGAAUUUCAAUGUAGAAUCACUCCAAUCACUUGCUCAAGAGGUGAGGAACGGAAAUGUUGAGCUAAAAGAGACCAUAAAAAAUCAUGAGGGUGUAAAAGCCUUGUAUGUUGAUAAUCUGAUGCUGCUGGAGAGGACGCUGGAGAACAAUGCUCAUUUGGAGAGAUCGCUUUCAGCUGCAACUACUGAAAUUGAAGGAUUGCGGGAGAAGAAAGCUGCAUUGGAAGAAUCACGCAAGCACCUUCAUUCCAAGGUUAAUGGGCAUCUGUCUGAGAGAGCCAUGUUUGUUGCACGGAUUGAGGGUAUUUCUCAUACCAUGGAGAAGCUAUCAGAGAAGAAUGUCUUCUUGGAAAAUUUGUUAUCUGACAACAAUACAGAGCUGGAGUUGCUUAGUAGGAAGCUGAAAGAUUCAGAGGAAUCUACUCAUACAUUUCGCAACCAGAAUUCUGUGGAUAGCAUCAAUAGUGCUCUACUCAGUUUGGAAACCCAAUAUGCAGAGUUAGAAGGGCGAUAUUUGGAUCUUGAGCAAGACAAAGACAAGGCCCUCAAUGAAGUGAUCAAACUACGAGAGCUGUUGAGGCUAGAAAAAGAAAAACACAAAGAAGUCACCAACUCAGGCAUGACUCAAUUCAGUGCUAUACAGAAGCAGAUAGGCCUACUUCUAAAAGAAGUUCACCGCAGGGAGGACCAGCUUCAAGAGGAGGAGCACAAGAUUGUUGAAGCUCAGACUGAGAUUUUUAUCUUACAGAGGUGCUUAGGCGACAUGGCUGAAGCAAAUGCUGAUGUCUUGGCACGAUUGCAGAAGCAACAAGUGGUAUGCAAGGAUCAAGCGGAGAAAGCUGAUUUCUUGUCACAGAACAACCAGCAGCUGACUGAAGGGAUAGGUUCUGUAGUUGAAGUACUGAAUCUGGAUGAGAAAUACGGAUCAUUGGAUCUGAUGAAGGUUGAUGUUGUUGUGCAGCUCCUCUUGCAUGAGAUCAAGUGCCUGUUGAAUACUAUUUCUGAUGCUCAGGAUGUGAAACAGAACCAGAUCCUUGAGAAGUCCCUUGUUGUAACGCUUCUCGAGCACUUUGGGCGAGAGGUGGCUGACCUGAGGUCAGAAAGGAGUGUUCUGAAGCAAGAGUGGCAAACAAAGAGUGAGGAGCUGCUGAAGCUGCAGGGUGAAAGGCAUGACCUCCUAAAGAUCAGCUGUGAGCUACGGAAGGAAAUGGAGACUCGUAACCGCAAAGUGGAUGAACUGAAAUCUGAGGCAAAGUUCUUGGUUCGACAACUGUCGGAAUUGCAAGAGUCACGGCAAUCGUUGCAAGCAGAGAUUGUCAAGCUGAUUGAAGAGAACACUUCACUCUCUAGCAAAGUUUAUGGCUCCAAAGAGAAAGAGAAGUCAUUUGAUGAUGAUUUCAGCACACUUAUUGGUGAGGCGGUCAGGACAGAUAUCCUUGGUGUCAUUUUUAGAAGCCUUCAUGAAGAGAGGACAUCACAAUUGCAGUGUUUGCAUGAGGAUUUUGGGUCUCUACAUGCAGCAGGCAAUGAGCUUUAUCAGGAAAUCAAGCUGAUGAACAAGAAGCUCGGAGACCUACAGCUUGAGAACAACUAUCUUGAGAAGGAACUCAGUAGAACUCUAAGCAUCUGUGACGGCUCUGGUACAGAAAUUUCCUCUGGAAGAAGGCGCGCUAUGAGGAGGGAUACAAAGCUAUUAAAAUCUGGCAGGAAAAGCCAAGAGAUUGGCCAGAACAUGGAACAGCGAAAAGAAGUUGACAAUGCUGGUCUCGAGAAAUCGAAUGAAAUGCUUAGAGAGGAGCUCCAGAAGUUGAAAAAUGAACUGCAAGUGCUUAGGAGCAAGGAACAGCCUGUGAUUGAUGUGAAAUCUUGUGAUGCAGAGAUCACUAAACUGCUGGCCAACAUGCAACUGGCCACAGCCAAUGCGUCUCUCUUCAAGGAGAAGGUGCUUGAUCUCAUCGUGACAUGCGAGAGUUUUGAGAUCAGUGACAUGGUGCAGAAGGAGGUGCUGAAAGAGGAGAUCACCCGGAGAAACUCUUAUGUGGAUGAGCUCAAGGACAAGCUAAAUGCCAUUGAAAUUGAGAACAGAAGGCUGAAGGUUGAUCUGAACGGCGACUUCACACUGCUCGGAGCAUUGCAAACGGAAGUUGAUGCCCUAGAGAAACAAACGUUGUCUCUGGCCAAGGAUUGCCUGCCUCCAAGCAUGCUCAAGAAGGAGGAGAACCCAUUAUCACCUCAACUGUCAAAGAUUGCUGUGAGGCCAAACGAAGAUCAAAACACCACAAAGAUGGUGAAGGACAUGGAACUGCAGAAACUCCAUGGAACCAUCAAAGCACUUCAGAAGGUGGUGUCAGAUACAGGGGUGGUCCUGGAGCAAGAGAGGCUCGACUUCAACAGCAACCUCCAGGACGCAAGGAAGCAGAUCGAGAUGCUGAAGCUGAAGGAGAUCCUGGACAGCGAUGCCAGCGACGUGAACUACGAGCGGAUGAUGAAGGACAUCCAGCUGGACCUCGUCCAGACUCCUAGCCGGCGAGCUGCAGUCUCACACGGGCGCCACAGGAAGAAGAACUCAGUGGCCGCGGCGGCGCAGUCUGACGACAAGAUGCUCGCGAUGUGGAGCGUGGAUAGGGUGAGCAGUGGCAGCCGGCGGUACGAUGUGGACCUGCGGCCGCCGCAGAGCGAGGCGGCCGAGAACGACAAGGGAAAGAAGCGGUCGUCGUCCGAGCCGGUGGUGACCGUGAAGGACCUCAGCGUGGACAAGCAGGAGGUCCUCUCACGGCCGAUGGUGGCGGCAGCGGCAGCGACGGCCACGACGACGGAGCCACACCGGGAGUGGAAGAAGAAGGUGAUCGACCGGCUAUCCUCGGAGGCGCAGCGGCUCCGGGACCUCCGGUCCAUCGUCCAGGAGCUGCGCGCCGGCGUGGAGGCGUCGUCGGACGCGGAGCUGGACGGCGUGAAGGCGCAGAUGGCCGACGCGGAGGACGCCAUCGCGGAGCUGAUCGACGCGAACACGAAGCUGCUGAAGAAGGCGGAGGAGUUCACGUCGGCGGGCGACGGCGGCGGCGACGUGGACCUGCGCAGCCGGAGCCAGCGCAAGAUCCUGGAGCACGUGCGCAAGAUGUCGGAGAAGGCCGGGCGGCUGGAGCUGGAGCUGCAGCGGUUCCAGCACGCGCUGCUGCGGCACGAGGAGGAGCGCGCGGCGCGGCGCGCGGCCAAGGCGGCGGCCACCACCGUGCAGGUGCAGCGGCGGUCGCGGGUGCAGCUGGUGGAGUACCUGUACGGGCGGCGGCGCGACAGCCGGCGGCCCAAGCAGAAGGCCCGCGGGCCGUCCUGCUGCAUGAGGGCCAAGGCCAUCGACGACUGA